AUGUAUAACUCGUGUUUUCGUUUUCGUGUUUAUGCAAACGUGCUUCGACUAUCGAGAAUCACACAACGACGUGUAUUCAGCCGUGCGCCGGGCAUUCCCGAAGAUCAUGCUAAAGGUCAAUUGAUAUCAUGUUUGAUCGAUGCAAAUGUAAUCGUUGAUCAGUUACCCACAAAUUCACGCGUUGUAAGAUUAAAAGCAUUCGAACCUGAGUUAUCUUCUAAGAAAUCCGACUUCUAUAUUCGACGAAAGCUCUGCAUGCCGGUAGUGCAUAGCACUGUAUUAGAAGCACCUAAAUUUCUUGGCUGUAGACGUGAAAAGUCUUUCAUACCCUUAAGCAGCCACACAUACACUAAGUGA
Plasmopara halstedii is the source of this 357-nucleotide messenger RNA. RefSeq lists its product as uncharacterized. Bases 1 to 357 code for a protein of 118 amino acids. NCBI's taxonomy places the organism in Eukaryota, Oomycota, Peronosporomycetes, Peronosporales, Peronosporaceae. The record is from RefSeq and is a predicted model, not a curated record. The transcript has a single exon.